CGUUUUUCCUUCGAUUUUCUUCCGCUGCAUGUGACAGUCUUCCUCGCUUUCAUGGCGCGGCACCAGCAGCCCUCUGUUUCGGUGGGCGGCAGCGGCGACCGUUGCUGCCGCUCUUCAAAUCAGACCCGGCAAGUCACUCUUUCCCGUGCCACCAACCAGAGACUAUCCCACCAUCUCACCACCCGAACUUUUCGCGCCAUGCCCCAUGCCUGAUCCCCGAUGUGUGCCUCUCCGCCGUGCGCUCUCCGCCGUGCGCUCUCCGCCGUGCGCCUCUCCGCCAUGCCACUGCCCGCCUCCCCCUCACCGCGCGCUCUUCCCGCCAGACCCCUCUCGGCUUCCCCCUAACUCGCACUAAGCCCCUGCCAACGACCCCUCCCUAGUCGCGGGCUCUUCCCGCAUUGCUCGCUCUCCCCCUAGUCGCGCGCUGUCCGCACCACUCCCCCCCCCGCCAAGUCUUCCGCCAUGCCUCCCUCCGCCUUCCCUUAGCUGCGCACUUCCGCCGCAAUGCAACUCCCCGCUUCCCCCUGGCUGCGCGCCGUCCUGGGACUCUCCGCCGCUCUUGCGCUCGCCUGCCUCUACGCCGCCGUCUCCUCCCCCUCCGCCUCCGUCCUCUCCGCAUUUGUCUCCGCUAGCGGAAGAGGCGGGGGGAGCUGGGGAGAGGAAGACGGGAAUGAGGGGGGAGCGGAGCUAGGCGCGUGGACAGAUGAGGGGGCGGGGAGAGAGGGGGAGGCAGGGGGAGUGAAGGGCGAGGAGGAUGCAACGCUUUAUCCUGCACUAGGUGACAGCUCCCCCGUGGUGGCGCUGCUAGCGGCGCACAGCAGGGCGCUGCAGCGGCGGGUGCAGGAGAUGAGGGCGCGGGCGGAGAGCGAGCAGCGCUGGAUGGACGGCGCUGCCAGGGACGCCCUGCAGGUGGGGGAGGGGGUUGACGCCCUCCUGUGUCGUUACACCCAUCACCACCACCAUCACCACCACCACCACCACCACCACCACCACCACCACCACCCACCACCACACCACCACCACCACCACCACCACCACCACCACCACCCACCACCACCACCACCCACCACCACCCACCACCACCACCCCACCACCCCACCACCACCACCCCACCACCACCACCACCACCACCACCACCACCACCACCACCACCACCACCCACCACCACCACCCCAACUGCGCGCCGACCGCUCAUCCCUGGGGGAGAGCAUCCCCCUCCUGGACGAGGCGGCGGCUUCAGCCGUUGCCGCGCUGCCACCUGGCAGCGACAGCCUUGCGCAGAUCCACGCCAUGCUGGCAGCUGCACCACGUGUAAACGUUGGGGAGGUGGACGUGGGGGAGGGGGACGUGCUGGAGGGCGGUGGUGGGGGCAGUGAGGUGGAGGGAGAGAGCAAGGUGCGAGCAGCAGCAGGCGCAUCUGAGAUUGUGGAGGGGGCGGGAGAAGCAGGAGCUGCGUUGGCGAGUGUGGAGGAGGCGGUGGGGUCGUGCAUGGACCUCUACUUCCUGGCGGACGCGCAGCAGACGCAGUUCCACAUAGCGUCGCAGCUGCUACAGCAGGCGGACCGGGAGGUGGAGCUGCGGCAGUUCAUGCUGGCGCAGCUGCGCGCCCUGGACGACCGCAGGGAGUGGUGGGCCGUGCUCAACCUCACCGCAGAGGAGGCCAGUGAGAAGCUCAAGACCAUGGCUGACGGGGAAGACAAGACCAAGCUGUCCGACUUCCUCUUCUGGUACCUGCCCUUCCGCUCCUGGUUCGACUCGGAGGGCCCCGACCACCCCAAGGCUGUCGCACACGUGGAGCAGCAGCGCGCUGAGCUGGCAGCCGCCACAUCAGCCGCCAUGGCAGCAGAGGCGACCCUGAACGCCACGCAGGUGCGGCUGUGGGAGGAGUGCGGGCUGCACCUGCCCCACGGCAACUGGACCGAGGAGCAGAGCGCUCUCCUCCAGCGAUACGCCGCUGUUGCCAACGCGUCCGGAUGCACCGAACAGUGCGUGGACUGGGAGGCUAUUUACCCCGAGUACGAGUCAAAACCGGGGCUGGUUGCCCCGAAGCAGGUGUGGCAGAAGCUGCCCGAGCACUACCCGGACCCCAAGGCGAACCUCUCCUUCCUCCUGACUUACACCGGCCGUGCCGACCGUGUAAAACCGCUAGUGCACCGCCUGUACGCGUGCACCAAGGGCAUGCGCGGCGAGGGGGCGCUCCCGGGAAUCCGCGCAGAGCUGUUCGUGAGCGUGGUGGACCCCGACGCGACGCUGGAGGCGUGGAUGCACAUGUGGAACGAGACGGACGAGGGCAUAUUCGUGGUGCCCGUGCUGCCGCGCUUGGGCGCCGACCCCCUGAUGCUGAACGACCUGGCGCGCAUGGCGCGCGGGCGCCUGCUGGUGCUGCUGCACGGGGACGCGCUGCCCCCCGCUGACUGCCGCUGGCUGCAGGACGUGCUGGACGCCUUCGCCGCGUGGCCGCGCCUGGCACUGGCGGGGUACCGCACCGAUGACAUGCCGGUGCGGCGAGUGGACCAGGUGGGGAAGACGGCAGCUGCUGGGGAGAGUGUGCGGUUCUGGAGGGGGUUUGCAGAGGAGCGCGAGAGGGGGGGCGGCGGGAGUGGGGGAGGGAAGGGAGUAGGGGAUGGGGGGAAGGUGGCUUGGAAGGACCCGGAGAGCGGUGUGCCAAUGCACUUCACGGGGCUGGUGACAGGGUACCCGGUGGUGGUGAGGAGGGCGGUGCUGGAGGAGGUGGGGUGGCUGGACGAGGCGGACGACAGGCAGGGGCACACGGCGAUUAUGACUGACUGGCACCUGUGCUCGCGCAUGUGGCUCUCAGGCUACCAGGUGGCGCGCCUGCAGCUGCGCGUGGGCGAGGGGGACCCCGGCGACUUGGCCACGAUCCCGCGAUCGCAGCACCGCCACGCGCUACCAGGGCUGGGCUCGCAUGGUGAGGGGAAUGGCCGGGCGGACUAUGGGGAGUACGAUGCAGCACUUGCGGAGUACCAUGAUGAUAUUGUGAAGGAGGUUGCGAGAUUGAAUUCCUUGUUGCUUCCCAAUGAUUAGCAUCAUCCCUCCAUGGGGCCUUCCAGUCUGCUUUGAGGCACAACUUGAGUAAGGAAUGGCUGCGAUUCACAUGUGAUGAUGCUCCACAGGCACAAAAGCUACGCUUGAAACCCUGAGAAUGAAUGCCUCCCCUAAGCAAGUCAAGGGCAGGAAGACUGGCAAGUCAUCUCAUUACUCAAUGCUGAGAUUACGUCGGUUGGUGUCUUGCCGGCAUUCCUGCCCCUGAUGCUGACUCUGGUGGAGUAGCCACGCUGAAAGGCUCAAUCCCCGCAACCGCUUGUAUCCACCAUGUUAUGAAUGGGACUGCCAAGUAGCACGGAGGGCAAUGGCGAAACUGUGAACGAGUGAAUGACAAUAAAAUGAAAGACAAUAC
This is a messenger RNA of Closterium sp. NIES-67, 3418 nucleotides long. The record is from the annotation of a GenBank genome assembly. NCBI's taxonomy places the organism in Eukaryota, Viridiplantae, Streptophyta, Zygnematophyceae, Desmidiales, Closteriaceae.